AUGAGUGAUACGACACCGCUAGCUCAUCGCACGUUGGGCGAUGAGUCGACAUUCGAUCAAAGUAUUGGGGAUACCACAUCGAAUGUAUCGCUUUUUCACAAAGGUGACGACUCCCUGCUGAGCAAUGUGCUGCUGGGCCAUAAUGAUGCAGCAUCAACAUUGCAGGCACUUCGCACGUCCCAAACGGAGGGCGAGAGCGAGUCCGUCGCUCAAAUUCAAGCUCAAUUAAACCAACUACAAAAACUUAAUGAUGUCUUUGAAUCGUACGAGCAGGCUCUGACAGGGAGCCUUGGCCAAAUGGAGACCUUCUCGCAAAAGAUCCGUGAGACAGAUGCCUUGCUAGAUACCUACUUGAACUUAUUGACUCAAGCAGAACGUCGCCGCAUGCAACUAGCAGAUCAGCAAUGGCAAGGGACUACCAAGGAAGCUGAAAUGCUUGCUGUGCAGAAAGAAGAGGAACAGCGAAAAGCUGCUGCUGCUGCUCUUAAAGCAUCAAGGACAACAGGAAUGACUGCGUCGCGCUCGGAUCGCCUUCAUGCGUCUACAACGCGACACUCUGCCUUGCCAACACGCACGGGAGGACACACACGCACCACGCGUGCACAAGCACCCACAACAUCAGCGCGUACGACGUCUGCAACGGGACGUACAGCGACAGGACCUCGUGUUGGUACGAGUACGCCCCAAGCAGAAAACCGAAGAGCCCCUACAAGACCCGGUUCUGGUAUCCCUGUUCGUGGACACCCGGCACGUUAA
Messenger RNA from Malassezia pachydermatis, 756 nucleotides. RefSeq names its product dash complex subunit duo1. Gene Ontology annotation, cellular component: DASH complex; mitotic spindle. NCBI's taxonomy places the organism in Eukaryota, Fungi, Basidiomycota, Malasseziomycetes, Malasseziales, Malasseziaceae. The record is from RefSeq and is a predicted model, not a curated record. The coding region runs from base 1 to 756 and encodes 251 amino acids. Gene Ontology annotation, biological process: mitotic cell cycle. The transcript is spliced from 4 exons.